Andrographis paniculata is the source of this 840-nucleotide messenger RNA. Its product is annotated as flocculation protein FLO11-like. Lineage: Eukaryota; Viridiplantae; Streptophyta; Magnoliopsida; Lamiales; Acanthaceae. The record is from RefSeq and is a predicted model, not a curated record. The transcript is spliced from 5 exons. Bases 1 to 840 code for a protein of 279 amino acids.
AUGGCCCCGACUGUCUCUCAGCCGACUGCAACCCAGCCGACCAUUACCCCGAUCGAUCCUCAACCAACCAUUACUCCAGAUUCUCCUCAACCAGCCCCAAUCCCGACUGCCAAUCAAUCGACCGCUGCAUCAUCCGACACACCCAUCGAACAACUGGCCACUCAACUGGUCGGUCCAUCAGAAAACCUUCCGACCGCUGGGCGAUCGACCACGACACAACCGACCCCUCUGCAGGUUGAGGUCCAGUCGAGUCCUUCGUCGGUUGCUUCUCAACCGACCCCCCUUGCUGUAGAGGGGGAACUGCCGAUGAUCCGCCGGCCGGAGGAACCGGCGGGGAGGCAAACUUCUCAUCCAGUUUCGUCUUCACCUGUUCCCCCACCACCACAUGUAACUGCCAAAGAACCUGAAAUGGUCGUGGCGGUGCCCGACCAAAUUGCCGCAUUGCCUGACCCAGUGGCGGCACCGCCCGACCAAGUAGUUGCACUGCCUUUGCAGCCAGCCGCCCAACCCGUUGGCGAGGGACCUCCCGCAGUGCCCCAACCAGUGCAACCGAUCCCACCGCGUCACGACAUCGAGAAGAUCUCCUCGAAGUCGGGCGAAGUUUCAGUAAAUUUUAUCCCAUGGGGCUCGGGUAUGGAACUGGUCGCUGCCCAUCGUCUGCAACCAGAAGACGAGUCGGCCAUCGGCCCGACGACCCGCCAAGGUACUCCUAUGGCGUUCCGGGUCAUGGCUCCUUCCGAAGCAACAACCGUUUUUCAAUCAGGCUGCCUAAGAGAUGAGUAUACUGGCUCAAGUUACUCUCCCGACUCCUGCCCGACCAAUCGUAGUACGCUGUGCUGA